AUUGUUGAUUUCGUUUGCAUUUGCUAAGCAUCUUCCAGGAAAUACACCCUGCAAUUGCCUAGCUCGUGCCUGUUUAAGUUGUAUCCUCUCCUUAGUUGGCUCAUCAACUCCUCGCAUCAGAAAUUAAACCUGCUCCUACUUCUAAUAAUUUGCUUUGCUUGGCCCAAGUUGGUUAUCAGUGUCCAACUUUACCUAUUUCUUCUGCUAAUCCUGGAUGAAAUAUCCAUGAACCUCUCUUAUAAGAAAGAGUAGGCUUGCGAUUGCAAUCAAGCAGAUCUGUUGGAUGCUCCUUUCUAAUUUUCUGGGCUUAAUUUGUUUCUUAAUAUCUAAUUUCUUCAAAACCCUCUUCUAGACCUACAGUCAAGAAGAUCUGCUGUUUGCUACAUCUAAUCUGCUUGGCCCAAUUUGGUUCUGUGUCCAAUUUCUUGGAUACCUUCUUUUUCUUCUAGACCUGCAGCUUCAACCUAUUGGUUGACCAGGUUUCCUGCACCAUCUAAGGAGGACCUAUGUCCAAAUAUUAAUUAUGUCCUUCAAUUGGCUUUCUCAUUGACUAAAGGCAGAAGUGAUCUCUUCUCCUCAGUUGGCUAAUUAAACUCCUCUCAUAAGAAAAAAUCAGGGUGCCGCUGCUUCGAAUUUGCUUGGCCUUGUUCUGUUAUCAGUGUCCAACUUCAUUCAAUUUCUUUCUGCUAAACCGCUCCAGGAAAUUCGUCGAUGGAGAGAAUUCUUGAUAUAUUUGAGAAAUAUGUUGACCACUACAGAAAACUUGAAGAAGAUCUGGAAGAGUUGAAAAGCGAAUUUCGGGUUUUAAAAAGGAGAAAAAUUGAUAUUAAUUCAAGAAUAGAAGCAGAGGUUCGCCAUGGGCAAAAGGUGAAAAAAGAUGUGAGGGGCUGGCUUAAAGCUGUUAAAAAGAUCAAAAAAGACAUAAAAGAUGUUAAAAAAAGGGUGCACAGCGGGGUUCCAUUCUACGGACGAGUCAGUCUUGAUAAACUCGUGCGUAAAAAAAUUGAAGUGGUGAAGAGAAUUCAAGAGAGGGGCAAUUUCAAUGAAGGCCUUGUGAUUGAGAGAGCUCCAGCUCGUGGAAUUAGAAUUCCAACAGAAAAUAUAGAAGGUGAAAUUUCUAAAGGUGAAAUCCAGAAGCACCUGAUGGAUGACCAGGUUGGAAUGAUUGGAGUUUGUGGGAUUGGUGGUGUUGGUAAAACUACAAUUAUGAAGCAUAUUAACAAUGAUUUAUUGAGGGAUGACAGAUUUCAGAAAGUGAUUUGGGUUACUGUGUCAUACUCAUACCCUCUCAAUGUUUUUGAAUUACAAAAGAAGAUUGUUGAUGCUAUGCAUGAAACCCUUCAGGAAGUUGAAGAGAUGAGGCGGGCAGCAGAACUAACAGAUAUAAUGGGAAGAAAGAGUUUUGUGCUAAUAUUAGAUGAUGUAUGGGAUAAUUUUUCUCUCAUGAAUGUUGGAAUCCCGGAACCAGUGCAGAAUAAGAGCAAAGUAGUCAUCACUACUAGAUCUAUUGAAGUAUGCAAGUCUUUGGAUUGUCAGAUUGUUAAAGUGCAACCUCUUUCACCAGAGGAAUCUCUAAACCUAUUCCUCGAGAAGGUUGGACGUGAUGUUUUACAAAAAGUUUCAGGAUUGGAAGAAACCUUGAAGCUUAUUGUGGAGGAGUGCGACGGCUUGCCACUGGCAAUUGUUGUAAUAGCAGGGAGUUUGAAGGGAGAAGAUGAUAUUGCAGAGUGGAGAAAUGCCCUUAAUGAAUUACGCCUAUGUGUAAGAAGUGUGAAAUAUGUUGAAGAUGCAAUAUUUGGACGGUUAAGGUUUAGUUAUGACCGUCUAAGAAUUCCUGAGAUCCAACAAUGUUUUCUGUAUUGCUCCUUGUUUCGGGAAGAUUAUGAGUUUGUUAGAGAGGAGUUAAUUGAAGAGUGGAUUGAUGAAGGACUGAUUGUGAUUGAUGAGUUGGGAAGUAGACAAGAAGCUUAUAAUAGGGGCCGUGCUAUUUUAAAUCAGCUUCUACAGAAUUGCUUAUUAGAGGAAUGUGUUGAAAAGACAGUUAAGAUGCAUGAUGUUGUGAGAGACAUGGCUAUCAAAAGCAUUGGUCCUGGAUGUGGAUAUCUGGUAAAAGCUGGUAUGAAAUUGGAAGAGGUACCGAAUGAGAGUAAGUGGGUAGGAGAUCUUAAGAAGCUUGGAAUAAGCAAAUGUUCAGCAAUGAGGAAGCUGGUUCCACUUGAGCUCCGGCAUGCCUUCCAAAACUUGGAGUUGAUUAUAGUUAGUGGAUGCAGACAAAUGGAGGAGAUAAUAGCAUCAUCAGAUUCAGAUACAUCAUCAUCGAAUAAAUUAUCUCUCACUUUUCCUAAGUUACAGGAAUUGACCUUGGUGGAAUUAGACCAAUUGAAGAGCAUCUGCAGUGACGAAGCAGUUAUGGUUUGUGAUUCCAUUGAGCGAAUUGAAAUAAGUAACUGUCCGAAGUUAAACAGGAUUCCUUUACAGCUUCCUCUGCUUGAUAAUGGCCAACCAUCUCCUCCUCCUCAUCUCAGAAAAAUCGGGAUAAAGCCAAAAGAAUGGUGGGAAUCAGUGGUUGAGUUGGAUCAUCCUAACGCUAAGAACAUACUCCAACCUUUCUUGGAAUUUCAUGAAUGGGAUAUUGAUAAAUAAGUCACGUGCGAGCCCAAUAACACGUGCCAAUAAAACCCUUUCUUCCAGUGCUCCACAACGGGAACAAAGGAACAAAUGCAUCUGACAUGGGAAAGCCUUUGUAUUGUGGAAGAGAUGAGAUUGGGAUUGAGAUUGAGAUGCAUCCACCCUUCACCCUCUGCUCUACUGUGCUAUCUCAUAAACUCCAACUAUGAUCUUUUCUCAAGCAAAGGCAACUUCUAUCGCCAGAACAGCAAAGCAAAAUAAAAAGGGACUCACGCACUGCCAAUAGGCUUUGGUUUCAUUUAUGAUAAAUUUUUGUUUUUCAAUUUAUGUCUUUUUUUUUUUAAUUUUAUUGGAUGAACUUGGUUUUGUAUCUUUUGGUAAUUUGUUUGUAUUGUAAGUUGUUACGCAUGUUAUAUUAUGGGAUUUCUACUCUUGUUUCUUUGGUGCUUGAUUGCUUCAUAUAAUGAAUCUAUUAUCAAUUUGAAAUCUUAAAUUGUUGUAAUAUGUACCUUUCAUAUCUGGUUUGCUAACUUGACCACUGGAGAACACUUUGCAACACUCCACUGCCUUUUUCCACUUUUGCAGGUUUUUUUCUUUCAUUUCAUUUACUUUUCUAUCAUUUGCAAUCCUUGAUUGUUUUAGUUACUGAAAGGGAAACAAGUUCUGUAGAUUGAAGUGAACGGUAUAGGGAGUUCCUGUCUAGGAGUUCCUGUCUAGGAAUCCAUAACAAAAAGGAACUCAGCUCUCACAAAUCCUAAGUGCACAAUUGGUAGGCAAUUGGCAGGAAGAGAUCCAGGCUCCAGUCUCUGAUGAACUCCAGGUUUCCUACAAGUGGCUGAGUCGCAAUCUUUUGGCGUCAUGAACUGUUGCAAGGAGAAGCUAAGCAGGAAUUUGAUGGCAAUAGCUCAGUUUAGGUGUAUGGUGUUCAAGAAUGCAUUGCAAAGUAUUGUGAGCUGCACUCUGGAAUGUUGAAUUUUUCCAGGCUUCAAGAGUUUUCCUGGAGUAGCGUACCUCAAAUAUUGAAAAUUCUUUAAGAGAUAACAGGUUCGAUAGCAAACUUCUGUGAUUGUGCUUCUGCAAAGUUGAAGUCCAGAUGAGCACCAGCUGAUGGUCUUAAUUUUAGUAAAGAUUCUAAAGGUGAAGCCAACAAGAAUGGAUGGUGGUUUUGGAUUUGUCAGGUGUAGAUGAGUAUAAAGAUGUCAUCAAUUUAGCAUCACCCUAUCCCCCCAAACAGCUGCCAUGUAUUGAUCCAAAAGUCAUCAGCAAAAGCAGAAACAGUUAAAAGUCCUCUCCAACUAAGAAUGAAAAUCUGCUUUCUGAAACUGGCCUCCUGUUGCCAAGAUGUCUCCUGCAGUAGGAAGCGCUACUCCUUGUCUGGGAAGCAAAAGAAAGCAGGGAAAGUAAAGGAUUCCAAGCAAGGCAAUAUCUCAUCAUUCUUUAAGAGAGUUAAUUUGGGCAGAAUGAAGUUUCUACUUAUUCUUGCCAGCCAUCCAUCUUCAUUGGAUCUUCUCCUUUCUUUUGUUGGACAUUAUAUUAAAUCUAAUUCUACUUCAUCUACAAUGUGAGGCCUGAUUCACUAUCUUAUAUAGUCUAUAUAAAAUCUGGAGGUGACAGCCUUAUUCACGCCAACCACCAUGGUAA
This is a messenger RNA of Rubroshorea leprosula, 4269 nucleotides long. Lineage: Eukaryota; Viridiplantae; Streptophyta; Magnoliopsida; Malvales; Dipterocarpaceae. The record is from the annotation of a GenBank genome assembly.